Eptesicus fuscus (big brown bat) is the source of this 2012-nucleotide messenger RNA. RefSeq names its product transport and golgi organization 2 homolog (gene TANGO2). The coding region runs from base 172 to 1002 and encodes 276 amino acids. Gene Ontology annotation, cellular component: Golgi apparatus. NCBI's taxonomy places the organism in Eukaryota, Metazoa, Chordata, Mammalia, Chiroptera, Vespertilionidae. Gene Ontology annotation, biological process: Golgi organization; protein secretion. The transcript has 9 exons. The record is from RefSeq and is a predicted model, not a curated record.
CCAGGUUUGCCCAGAUGAGUCAGUGCCCCAGGGCAGGCAUGCCCCAAGCUCUGUUUUUCCCAUCUCUGGAUUCCUCCGUUCUCCAAGAUGUUGGCUAAGUUCUACAUGACCAGCUAGCUCUUGGCUGCUGACUGUGUAACCCUGUGUGAGCAAAGCCACCCUCAGGGACCCAUGUGCAUCAUCUUCUUUAAGUUCGAUCCUCGCCCUGUUUCCAAAAAUGCGUACAGGCUCAUCCUGGCAUCCAACAGGGACGAGUUCUACCACCGACCGUCCAAGGUGGCAGACUUCUGGGGCAGCAACAACGAGAUCCUCAGUGGGCUCGACAUGGAGGAAGGCAAGGAAGGAGGCACAUGGCUGGGCAUCAGCACUCGCGGGAAGCUGGCAGCGCUCACCAACUACCUGCAGCCGCGGCAGGACCCAGAUGCCAGGGGCCGAGGUGAACUGGUGACCCACUUUCUGACCACAGACAUGGACAGUUUUUCCUACUUGAAGAAGGUCUCCACCGAGGGUCACCUGUACAACGGCUUCAACCUCUUAGCAGCCGACCUGAGCACAGAGAAGGGAGAUGUCUUCUGCUACUACGGAAACCAGGGCCAACCCGAACCCAUUGUCCUGGCGCCAGGGACCUAUGGGCUGAGCAAUGCGCUACUGGAUACGCCUUGGAGGAAGCUGUGCUUUGGGAAGCGGCUCUUCCUGGAGGCUGUGGAGCGGAGCCAGGCACUCCCCAAGGAUGUCCUCGUGGCCCAGCUUCUGGACGUGCUCAACAACGAGGAGGCGCAGUUGCCAGACCCGGCCAUCGAGGACCAGGGCAGGGAGUACGUGCAGCCCAUUCUGAGCAAGUAUGCGGCUGUGUGCGUGCGCUGCCCAGGCUACGGCACCAGAACCAACACGGUCAUCCUCGUGGACGUGGAUGGGCACGUGACCUUCACAGAGCGCAGCAUGCUAGACAAAGACCCUUCCCGCUGGGAGACCAGGACCCACGAGUUUAGGCUGCAGAGCUAAGACCGACCCCUGAGUGCAGCCAGCGGGCUCCUGUAAGGCCCUGCCUUGAGGACCGGAUGGGAACCUUCCACAGCACAUGCACUGCCUGUGUGUGACUUGGCCACAUCCCUCAGGACCAGGGCCCUCUGAUUUGUGUGUGAUCUGUCUGUGUCCCCGUAUCCAGCUCAAAGUCCAUCCUUACGCCAGCGGGAGUGGCAAGAGUCCCACAGCCAGGUCAGGGGCAGGUCCAGGUGUGCCGUGCAUGUGUGAAUGCACCUGGCCCUGCCCCCUCCCCACGCAUAGAGACACCCACGCAAGGCACAUGCUUACAUACAUGCCUACAGGUGUACAGGCACACAUGUACACCCAUGGGGCACACACACACACACACACACACACACACACAGGCACACACAGUCACAGGCAAAGCAAUAGAUGUGUGCACACAUGCUGGAACACACACAUGCUCCCAGGCAUACACACACAUGUGCUUAUGCCAGACAGUCAGAGGCGUGCCUCUCACACCCACCCUCACUUCUGGCCAGUGGGUCUUUGGCUUUGAUCAAAACAACAGUAGUAGACCUUUGUCUAGAAGUGUCCCCUUCUCUCCUGGACAUAGUCCAGUUCCUGACAACCAGACCGGCUCUUGGAGGACAAACAGGCAUUUUCAGGUCCAGCAGAGCCUUCCUAGCACUGAGCUCAUAAGUGCUCAUGUCCUUGGAGUCUUGAGUCCUGGGUCCUGGGAAAGAACCAAGGAAAACCUUCUCUCAUAACAGAAGCACAGUCUGGUUGGUGAGUCCAGUGGCCCUGUGUGCAUGGGACUGUCCUGUGACUGGAGUCCUGUGUGUGCUGGGCACCCAGCAGCCUGUCAGGCCCUGCCUGCCCACUGGUUGUAGGUUCUGGGCAGGCCCAUCUCAGCGAGGGGACACAGCCAGCCCCGGCCCAUCCCUCCUCCUUAGGCAAAUCAAACUUCACAGGAAUCUGUACUUGAAUGUGAGAUGUUGACAAUAAAACUCUGAGGCUAUGGUGAG